Molecule: messenger RNA, 2388 nt
Organism: Chanos chanos (milkfish)
Lineage: Eukaryota; Metazoa; Chordata; Actinopteri; Gonorynchiformes; Chanidae
Gene: ccdc166
Product: coiled-coil domain containing 166
Exons: 14
Coding region: 1-2388 (795 amino acids)
Biological process (GO): T cell receptor signaling pathway; regulation of cytokine production
Cellular component (GO): external side of plasma membrane
Molecular function (GO): signaling receptor binding
Source: RefSeq, a predicted model, not a curated record
AUGCCCCCCAAAAAGAGGAAUGAAUCGACACAUAAACAAGAUACGCAAUCCGGAGCUGAGAGUUCGCCACAGGCAGAACCGGAUCGAGAGGCACGUCUGCAGAAGGAGUAUGACGCGCUCAUUGAAGAAUUGAACGGCCUGAGAACAAAACAAGAAUAUAUGACCUACUUGGCAAAGAGGACCCAGAAACGUCAAAAUGCCAUCAUUACGCUUAGUGACCAAAACAGGAAGGAACUGGAGCAGCUGAAGAGAGAGAAAGAGGAGAUGGUGGAGAACUACAACCGACAGGCCGAGGAGCUGAAGAAGGAGAUUUUGAAGAGGGAAAGUGAGCUUGCUCUUCUGAACACUGAGAUUGCUGGUCUCACAGAAUUUAAGAGCUUGCAGCAGCAGCAGUUGAGUCGUAUUGCUGAGUUGGAGCAGGAGGUGUUUACAUUGAAAUGCAGUCAUUCAGAGUGUCUGCGGAGACUGAGGGCUGACUUCCUGGCUGAGAGGGCGAGGUAUGAGGAAGAGGCCAAAGACAAGAUCCAGGCACUUACCCUUAAAGCCAAACAGGAUGUGGCUCAUUAUCUGAUAACCCACACGCAGGAGAUACAUCAGGAGAACCAGCGCCUGUGUGAGGAGUUGCAGUAUCUCAUUGAGAGAUCUCAGUCUCUACACAAACGCCAGCAAAAGCUGCAGACGCAGCAUCAGCAGCUGCUCACGGAGAGAGAAUACGUUAAGGAUCUGCGCCGCCUUCGCACUUCGAUGCUCUCCCACAAAUCACCACAAGAGGGCGCCAACAUCGAGAAGACGCAUAAUGAGGCUGCAACCAAAUCAUCGCGUGAGUUUAUGUCAUACAAUAACAUUUUUACUGAUCUGGCCCGAACGGAACAGCGAGGCACAAAGCUGUGCCAUGCUAUAAGGGAGGCAAAGCAGAGAUAUGCACAGAAAUCUCGACUUCUCCACUCGAAAGGUGCAGACCAGUUGCAGGUUGUUGGUCCAGAUGGUCCUCUUGUUGUUGAAGCUGGUGAAGAUCUGAUUCUGCCCUGUUCUCUCAAACCCAACAUCAGUGCUGUGGACAUGACAGUGGAGUGGUAUAGGCUCCAUACAUCAGACUCACUGGUGCAUUUAUACAAAGAUGGUGUUGAGAAUAAUGAAAAGCAGAUUCAGUCUUACAGAGGGAGGACAUCACUGUUUAAAGAGGAACUACAGAAAGGCAACACUUCAUUAAAACUCUCCAGAGUGAAAGUCUCUGAUGAGGGAAAAUACAAAUGUUAUAUUCAGACAGAAGACUGGUCUGAUGAUGUUACUGUUCAAGUCAAUGUUGAAGCUGUGGGAACACAUCCAGUGAUCUCUAUGGAAGGCUACAGUAUUGGUAAAGGACUCAGUCUACUGUGUGAAAUUAAAGGCUGGAACCCUGAACCUGAAGUUCUGUGGCUGGACAGUGAUGGAAACCUUCUCCCUGCUGAAGAUACAGAGACACUCAGAGACACAGAGAAAUUCCAUGUUAAAAAACGUGUCACUGUACAGGACAGUAACACCAACAGGUUCUACUGCAGAGUAAUACUGUCAGAUCAUAUGAGGGAGACAGAGAUUGUUAUAUCAAUAAAGAGCUUGCAGCAGCAGCAGCUGAGUCGUAUUGCUGAGUUGGAGCAGGAGGUGUUUACAUUGAAAUGCAGUCAUUCAGAGUGUCUGCGGAGACUGAGGGCUGACUUCCUGGCUGAGAGGGCGAGGUAUGAGGAAGAGGCCAAAGACAAGAUCCAGGCACUUACCCUUAAAGCCAGACAGCUGUUGGAACCUACCUUGCAGCAGAGUGGGUUUAAUGGGAAAACAGAGUUUAACAGGACCCAAAGAAAAUAUGCAGUGGAUGUGACUCUGGAUCCCGAUACAGCAAAUCCUUACUUCGUCCUGUCUGAUGAUGGGAAACAAGUGAGAUAUGGAGACACACGACAGAAUCUCCCUGACAACCCAAAGAGAUUUGAUUGUUGGCUCAGUGUCCUGGGAAAGGAGGGGUUCUCCUCAGGGAGAUUUUACUAUGAGGUGCAGGUCAGUGGGAAGACUGAGUGGAUUUUAGGAGUGGUCAGAGAGUCAGUUAACAGGAAGGGGUUCAUUACACAGUGCCCUGAGAAUGGACACUGGACUGUAGGGAGGAAGGGGAAUCAGUAUAAGGCUCGUGAUGAUCCCUCUGUCCUCCUCUCUCUGAAACAAAACCCCCAGAAGGUGGGGGUGUUUGUGGAUUAUGAGGAGGGUCUGGUCUCCUUUUAUGACGUGGAGACCAUGUCUCAUAUCUACUCUUUCGCUUGUCAGUCUUUCACUGAGAAACUUUAUCCGUGCUUCAAUCCCUGUGACAACGAGACUGGUAAAAAUUUAGAUCCACUCGUCAUCACUUCUGUCAAUCACAGUGAAUGA